GUUGUACCUGGUGCCGUGCAAGCUGAGACUCGGGGUGCUGCCGACACAGGAACUGCUGCACAAGUACGACUUGGACGUGUUCUUCGAUGUUGUUCGUGCCAUCAAAGAGGGCAACGUGCAGCUCUUCACUCAGCGGAUGCAAGAGCUUAGCGCGGAUCUCAUCAAGAUGGGCACAUACUUGCUCAUGAUGCGGCUGAAGUUUAUGGUCCUCCGCAACCUCACGAAAGGAAUCUUCUUGGAAGUUCGCGGGAGGCGCGGGUCGGGCUGCAAUGCCUUCUCACAGGUUGAGUUUGUCUUGUGA
Messenger RNA from Symbiodinium necroappetens, 301 nucleotides. The record is from the annotation of a GenBank genome assembly. Lineage: Eukaryota; Dinophyceae; Suessiales; Symbiodiniaceae.